AUGAGAAUACCAAUCAGAUCGAUAUCUAGGGCAUCCCCACCAUCCCACUUUGCAAGUGGAUCAAUUCCUCCAAACUAUGAUCAAUUACAUGUUUCUCAAGCUUCUGCUCCUCCACCCACUCAACCUACUAUCGUAGAAUCUAAGAAUGGUUCAUCAGGUGAAAGACCUUUGAGAGAAUUAACGUCAUUGAUUGCAAUGUUUGCGUUGGGUUAUAUUGCUAUUGAUAAUUAUAUCAAUCGAAUAAAAGUAGAGAAACUCAAUAAAGAGACCACUUCCAUUCAUUUGAAAGCUUUACAAAUCCAACAAGCUAAAAUUAAUGAUUUCAAGAAAAAAAUCGAUCAAGCAAUGAUACUAGAACGAAGAAAUGUUGAAAAAAGAUCAUUCAAAAUGUCAUUACAUAUUGCCUUGUUAAGAAAACAACUAGAAGACAAUGGAAUUGAUCCUAUAAAAAUUGAUUCAGCAAUAAAAGAAUUCGAAAAAAAUGUCAGAUUAGAAAAUUCCGUCAGAAAUUCCACGGGUCAAAGCUUAUGGUUAGAUGAAAACUCUGAAUUAAGAACCCGUUUACCCAACAUUCAUGAUUAUGAUAGAAAAGAAUAA
Yamadazyma jaroonii is the source of this 597-nucleotide messenger RNA. The record is from the annotation of a GenBank genome assembly. Lineage: Eukaryota; Fungi; Ascomycota; Pichiomycetes; Serinales; Debaryomycetaceae.